Messenger RNA from Malania oleifera, 2119 nucleotides. RefSeq names its product polygalacturonase At1g48100. Gene Ontology annotation, biological process: carbohydrate metabolic process. The record is from RefSeq and is a predicted model, not a curated record. The transcript has 7 exons. Bases 238 to 1812 code for a protein of 524 amino acids. Lineage: Eukaryota; Viridiplantae; Streptophyta; Magnoliopsida; Santalales; Ximeniaceae. Gene Ontology annotation, molecular function: polygalacturonase activity.
GAGAGAGAGAGAGAGAGAAUGAGACACACAAGUGCUGCAGCAUUACAGCAAAUCUUCUUAUAUUAUAUGAUAAUAUUUGCAAACAGUGUCAAGAGGUUUGGACGGCUCCCCCACCCUAUUUAAACCCACAACCAUCUCUCCUUUUGCCUACAUCUAAAAGCAAGCAGCACCCAUUAGCCAUUACAUUAGUUUACCUCCCUAGCUACCUCUAUCAGCAUUCCAACAGUUAACCGAAAAAUGAGGAGUGUUGGGUUUAAGAAGGGUUUUACAUUUGUGCUUCUGAUUGCUCUGCUUGUGUGGUCUUCAAAUCUUGAGAGCUGCAGUGCUAGAAGAGGCAGGCAUUGGAGGAGGAGGCGGCACAGUAGGAGUGGCGCCACCGCUGCCUUAUCGGCUUCUCUGAUCAAGAAGAAGGACACAAAGGGCCAGAACCACCACAAUGGCGGCGGCGGCGGAGGAUGGAAAGCCCCGGCCACAAAAGCUCCUUCGUAUUCACGGCCAGCCCGAGGGCCGAAACAGGGCACCCCGGUAGCCCCACCUCAGGGGAGUGCCCACUCCUCUGUGUUCAACGUGUUGAAUUUUGGCGCUAAGGGCGACGGGAAAACCGAUGACACAAAGGCAUUCGAAGCCGCAUGGACAGCUGCUUGUAAAGUGCAGGCAUCAACGGUCAUCGUUCCAUCGGGAUCCACAUUCCUUGUGGGACCCAUAUCAUUCUCGGGUCCAUACUGCGCGCCAAAUAUUGUAUUUCAGCUGGAUGGCACAAUCAUCGCCCCAACAAACUCACAGGCCUGGGGUUCAGGUCUCUAUCAAUGGCUUGAAUUCUCAAAGCUCAAAGGUAUCACGGUUAUGGGAAAAGGCACCAUCGAUGGAAGAGGCUCAGUCUGGUGGCAGGACUCCCCAUACGAUGAACCUGUGGAUGAUGAAACAAAGUUAAUUGUCCCAUUGAACAACACAGUGCAAGAACAUCCACCAAUGCCGAUAAACACCAAACUUGGUGGGAAAAUGCCAAGCCUCAAGCCAACGGCACUGAGGUUCUAUGGGAGUUUUAAUGUGACAGUCACGGGCAUCACAAUUCAGAACAGUCCUCAAUGCCACCUCAAGUUUGACAAUUGCAUUGGCGUCAUGGUAUUUCAAAUGAGCGUUUCGUCUCCUGGUGACAGCAUCAACACAGAUGGAAUCCAUCUGCAGAACUCCCGAGAUGUGAACAUCCACCAUACCAAUCUUGCUUGCGGAGAUGACUGUGUUUCUAUACAGACUGGAUGCUCAAAUGUAUACAUACACAACGUGAACUGUGGACCAGGACAUGGAAUCAGCAUUGGAGGGCUAGGAAGGGAUAACACCAAAGCCUGCGUCUCGAAUGUCACCGUCAGAGACAUUAUUAUGCACAACACAAUGACUGGCGUCAGAAUAAAGACAUGGCAGGGAGGGUCAGGAUCAGUGCAAGGAGUACUGUUCUCAAAUAUUCAAGUUUCUGAAGUUCAGCUUCCAAUAGUAAUUGACCAGUUCUAUUGUGACAAAAUGAAAUGCAGCAACCAGACAUCGGCAGUCUCUCUAUCAGGAAUCAAUUAUGAAAAUAUCAGAGGAACAUACACAGUAAAACCCGUACAUUUUGCCUGCAGUGACAACCUCCCAUGUAUAGAUGUCACCCUGGCUGGCAUCCAAUUAAAACCUCUGCAAGAACGCUAUCACCUAUAUAAUCCCUUCUGUUGGCAAACAUUUGGAGAGUUGAACACUCCUACCAUCCCUCCAAUCGAUUGUUUACAGAUUGGCAAGCCACCAAACAACCGGAUUCAAACUGCUCAUGAGGCUUGUUAAGCUUAGCCUAGGAAUUUUAUGGUAUGUUCAUUUGCUUGUGUGGUUGGCUUGAUUUCCACACCCCUUCCAUACCAUUUAGUUAGAUAAGAGAGAGUCAAUUUUUGUAAUAGUAGUUCAUAGGAAUUAGGUUGCAUUUAGUUCCAACUGGUGAGAAUAUAUGGGAAACAUUGUUAGCUAGAGUUAAAUAGAAAAAUAUAAGGCAUCAUUGCUUGGUAUGGUGAUUGCCUGAUUGUGAGAUUGUACCUGGGUGCCUGAGUGCUAGAUGUCCAAUAAAUAAAGCACCAUAUCUUUACUUUCGGAUUUAAAA